Molecule: messenger RNA, 1349 nt
Organism: Cydia amplana
Lineage: Eukaryota; Metazoa; Arthropoda; Insecta; Lepidoptera; Tortricidae
Exons: 4
Coding region: 144-947 (267 amino acids)
Source: RefSeq, a predicted model, not a curated record
UCUAGUAUCGCGUGUUUGGGGAUGUCACGGAAGAGUUUCGCGCUUGCGCUCUGCAUCCGUGGACCAAAAUUUUGGGACAAGUGUAAGCCGUGUCGUAAAGUGCGUCCAUUUUCCGAGGAUUAGCGAGUUUUAAUACAAAAACCAUGUCGUGCGGAUCGGAAUGCAUGUCCCUUGGCCCGCCGCCGGACUCCAUCUUGUACUUGCCACCACCACCGCUACCGGCGUUCCUCGCUAAUGCUGCGAACCUGACUCCACCCUGCCGCGCUGCUAAAUGCCCGCCACCGAACAACGAGGAGAACUCCUUGUUUCCGGGCGUGGAAUAUCAUGAGCUGCCAAGGCACGUGACAGGUGUUGCAGAACCAGGCGGCGGCGAUGACACGUGGCUGCUCGUCCUCAUCACGUGCUGCGUGGCUGUCCUCUGCAUUGCGGCUCUGCUGGCGCUGUUCCUGUUUAGGUGUCGAGAGUUAUCCUUGUACAGGUCCCGAGGCGGUUGCAAGAGCAGCUCAGGCAAGGCAGGAGGCUCCAACGCCCUCUACGGGGGUGCAGCCCUCGACUCCCGCGUCCUGUGGGCCGCUCUCACCCCCAGGGGCACCCGCCACUUUGUUGCCGACACAUACCCCCAUGAUGAAACUGAAGACCAUCACUACGAGUGCGUCGAACCUCCGCUAUACAAGUUGGGUCCACCAGAAGAUCUUGCUAUUACCCGACAUUUCAACGUCGAAUACGAGGAUCCAGCUCCACUGAUUGAAAGCUACGCUGACCGCACUGAAGAAUACUUCAGAAACGGUAUGGAAACCCUCCGCAGGGGCAGACCGCUGGUUUCCUCUCCUACCAGAAUCGAACGACCCAACUUGCCACCUCUUAAUCUUCAGCCGAGAACCCUCCGCAGGGCACCGCAUUCUCGACGAGUGAGCGACGCCAACAACCCGGAGAAAGCGGCCAUCUGAACCGAGGGUGGCGCGGUCUUCUCCGUCGCCGACUCUACCGAUAUCGACUACGAUUGGCAACCUGACAGCGCCAACGUCGAUCGACUCGUGUAAACUUCCAGGACGUAUAGGCAGCGACAUACUAAAGAUGAUCCUGAUGACGAAUACCCCGACUCUAGUGCAAGAAUUGUGUGUUUACCUUUGGUGAAUAUAAUUUUUCUUUUGAAAUGGAAUUCUAUAAACAUCUGCCUGUCUACUUUCACCCUUCUAAGGUUGCCGUUGCCUGUAUUUUCAUCUAUCUCACUCAUCAUUUGUGUGAAAUAUAACGUUAUGAGCCGCUUUUGCGGCCGAUGGACCACUUAAUUCUAUUAGUUUUAGUUUUCAGUGAAUGCAAAGAUUGAAGUGCUAGUUUAUAGUGAACAA